GAAAGAGAAAGGAGAAGAUCAAAUUUAAGCAAUAGGCUGCUGCCAUGUCCCUGCACUUCAGCCUACUAAAACCAACAGUUCACAGAAGUGCACUCAGAACAGCAGGAGAGUUCACAAUAGCAGCUCUUAUCAUGGACACGAACACAACUUUCCCUAUUUCCCCUGGUAACCAUAGCCACAUGAACUACACCUGUUCCCGUGACAACGUCCUGAAGACUGUAAUUUUACCUGUCCUGUAUUCGCUCCUGUUCCUGGUGGGACUUACACUCAAUGGCGUGGCCAUGUGGGUGUUCCUUCGUAUCCCCUCCAUGUCUCAUUUCAUCAUUUAUCUCAAAAAUAUUUAUCUCAAAAAUAUUGUGGUAGCAGAUGUCAUCAUGACUUUCACUUUUCCCUUUAAGGUGCUGUCUGACUCCAACAUGGCCUCCACUGGGCUUCGGGUUUUCGUAUGUCGUGUCUCAUCUGUCCUCUUUUACCUCACGAUGUACAUCAGCAUCCUGUUCUUCGGCCUCAUCAGCAUCGACCGCUGCAGAAAAACACUGACACCAUUUCGGGGCACAAAUACAGCCCGCUUAGCCAGGCGCAAAAUUCUGUCAGGCUUCAUAUGGACUGCAUUAUUGAUUCUCUGCCUACCCAAUGUCAUUCUAACUAAGAAAACUCCAAAAUCUCAUUACUUCAAAUGCAGUGACCUCAAGACACCAGCUGGUCUAUAUUGGCACGAGGUGGUUAACCAUAUCUGUCAGGUGAUAUUCUGGGGCAACUUAGCCACAGUGAUGAUUUGCUAUACCCUCAUCUCCAAAGAGUUGUACAGGUCGUACGCUCGCACCAAGAGUCACCAACAAAGUGAAGGAGAGAAUGCACAGGGUCUCAGUGGCAUGGCUCCCAAAUCUCAUCGCACCAAAAGAAUAAUGAAUCCAAAAGUGUUCUUAGUCUUGGUAGUAUUCUUCGUGUGCUUUGUGCCAUUCCACUUUGCCAGGGUGCCAUACACAAUCAGCCAAACAAGGGUGGAUAAGUUUGAUUGCCAACAGAAACUUCAACUUUAUCAGCUGAAGGAGAGUAUGCUUUUCCUGUCAUCUCUUAACUCUGUUCUGGACCCCCUCCUCUACUUCUUUCUGUGCAAAUCAUUCAGAACUAAGUUGUUCAAAAGCUUGCGUUUGCCUCUCGGUACAUGUAGCAGGCUCACAGGAAGAAGUUCUGCUUACAUGGAUUCAAGUGCAGUCAUGUAAGAGACUGUUAAUUCAGGUUUCCUUUAACCGUAAAUCUAUUGCUAAAAGGCACCUAUUAAUCAAACAUAGAGUCACCUGUGAGAUUUACACUAAUCAGGUGUAUGAGCUCUGACAGGGGAAAUGUUAUGUUAAGUUUAGCUUGUCAAUAUUACACAAGCUAAUUGUGUAAGUGCCACAUUGUGAUGGCAAUCUAAGUGUGUUAGAGCAUCUCCAAAUAUGCUUCUCUGUGGGAAGCUCUUAGUCUUCAGAUGUUGGAAAUGUUAUUAUCAAAUGUGUCCCAAGCAAGAACUGUGGAGGUGGGGUCAGAUUUCCAGUAAUACAUAACAGAAGGUGGGAGCAUAACUAAUAGGAAUGAACAGGUGGUUAGAAUGUUGCUCUCACCAUGCACUAUGCAAAUGUAUGAUAAGUUUGUAGAAUAAGUGGGAGUUAUUGUACACAAGGCAUGAAGUUUUUUUCACUUUGUUUUACCUAAAGGAAGAGUUCAUCUUUUGCUAUCACUUUAUGCUUUACCACUAUAAAAUACAUGCUGUAUAUGAAAUGGCUUAUGAACAUAAAAAAAACUGAUAUGAAUAAUAAUUCACAACAUGUGCACUGGAGCUCUAUGUCUAAGUCUUGCCUUGGCAGGUCAGGUUUGGCUGCCAAGAUUAUUGAUCUACUGCAGAGGUUGUCAGUAAUGGAAAGAACUUAAUACGAUAUGGAACAGAAACAGGCUUUGUCUUUCACCAAUCAUCUUUUAUGAAAUCUGA
This is a messenger RNA of Boleophthalmus pectinirostris (great blue-spotted mudskipper), 1969 nucleotides long. RefSeq names its product purinergic receptor P2Y12 (gene p2ry12). The transcript is spliced from 3 exons. Gene Ontology annotation, biological process: G protein-coupled receptor signaling pathway. Gene Ontology annotation, cellular component: membrane. The record is from RefSeq and is a predicted model, not a curated record. Lineage: Eukaryota; Metazoa; Chordata; Actinopteri; Gobiiformes; Gobiidae. Bases 45 to 1223 code for a protein of 392 amino acids. Gene Ontology annotation, molecular function: G protein-coupled purinergic nucleotide receptor activity.